AAAGAUGACAAAAAUGAUGAAGAGAAGAGGUUGGUCCAUUUUGGUUGCUAAUAAAUUUAGAGUCCAUAAUUAUAUAGAAGAAUGGUCUUUUUUUAAAUGGGCUCGAUGUCUUGUGAAUUAAAAAAAUAAAAGGAAGCGUUAUCUAAUGAGAGGUGUCACUCUAAUUAUCCUGAUAUUUUUUUAGGAAUCAAAUCAUCGGUUAGAUAUAAUCGAAUUGAUAUUUCCUUUUGUUGGUUUGUAAAGUUAGUGUCCAGUUGUUUUCUUGUUUCAUAUUUGAAAUAAGUUAUAAGGGUGUGGAAACCUCCCUACAACAGAUGUGUUUUAAAAAUCGUGAAGUUGACGGUAAUAGGAUGAGCCAGAGCCAAAGCGGAUAAUAUCGGUUAGCAAUGAGCUUGAGUUGUUACAAAUAAUGACAUUGGGUGGUAUGCUAGCGAGGAUGCUAGACUCCAAAGGGGUGUGUGACACAAAGUGGUAUGUCAGCGAGGACGCUGAGCCUGAAGGAGGCGUGACACUUGGUGGUAUGCAAGCAAGGAUGCUGGCCCCUAAGGAGUGUGACAUCUAGUGGUAUACCAAGAAGUACGCUAACUUCCAAGAAGUAAAUUGAAAUGAUUAUAAAUAAAGGCCGAAAGAACUCCGAAAUUAUCAAGCAAGCCAGCGAGGGAGAAAAUGGAUCUCACAAGGAAGAUCCAGCAACAAUUUCAAGCUCUCAAUCCAAUCUCUUUUUCCAUAUGCCUUUUCUUCUUCUUCAUACUUCUGCUAAAGAUCUUCAAACGCAACAAACUCAACUUACCUCCUUCACCACCAAGGCUACCCAUCAUAGGCAACCUCCACCAAUUAGGUGCCCUGCCACACCAAUCCAUGGCAGCUCUUUCUAACAAAUAUGGCCCUCUAAUGCUCCUAAAGCUUGGCCAGACACAAGCCCUUGUGGUUUCAUCACCAAAAAUAGCUAAAGAAGUGAUGAAGACCCAUGACAUCAUAUUCUCCAACAGACUACAAACUACUGCCUCAAAGAAAUUGCUGUACCAAUGUCAAGACAUUGCCUUUGUUCAUUGUAGUGAGUACUGGAGACAAGCCAGGAAAGUGUGCGCUCUUGAGCUUUUUAGUGUCAAAAGAGUGGACUCCUUUCAGUACGUAAGGGAUGAGGAAGUUGGUGGGCUCAUGGACAGGAUUCGUAAGGCUAGUGUGGGCGGUGAGGCUGUGAAUCUAAGUCAGUUGUUCCUUCAAACAUCGAACAAUAUAGUGUCUAGAUGCGUUUUGGGAGAGAAAUUUGAGGAUGAAAAUGGGAAUAGUCAAUUUGGAGAGACAGCCAGAAAGCUUAUGGUGCUAAUUGUGGCGUUUUGUGUAGCUGAUCUUUUUCCUUCUCUUUGGUGGAUUGAUAUUAUUAGAGGGUUCAAUAAGGAGUUGAAAGAUUGCUUCAAAACAUUGGAUACAUUUUUUAGUAAAGUGGUUGAAGAACACAAGGAAAAAAUAAGAGCCGGUGUUCUAACGGAUGAAUUUAAGAAGGAUUUUGUGGAUAUCAUGUUGCAGCUCCAACAGGAUGACAUGGGUGACUAUCAUUUCUCUUCCGACCAGCUCAAAGCAAUCAUACUGGACAUGUUUGUUGGUGCCAGUGACACAACAGCGACGGUACUAGAGUGGACAAUGACAGAGCUGAUGAGAAACCCAGCCGCCAGGAAGAAAGCCCAAGAGGAAGUAAGAACAAUAAUAGGAAAGAAACAAAAGAUUGAAGUCGAAGAUAUACAAAAGAUGGAGUAUAUUCACUGUAUCGUAAAGGAAUCUCUAAGGCUCCACCCGCCCGUUCCUCUGCUAGUGCCACGAGAAACAACAGCAGAUGUGGAGAUUGACGGCUACCAUAUUCCAUCAAAAACAGGAGUCUUUGUGAACGUCUGGAAAAUCCAAAGGGAUCCCGAAUAUUGGAAGAAUCCAACCGAGUUCAUUCCGGAGAGGUUUAUGGAUAACUGUUCAGCGGAUUACAAAGGCCAAGACUAUGAGUUUAUUCCAUUUGGGAGUGGGAGAAGGAAGUGCCCAGGAAUGUCAUUUGGGGUUUCUUCAUUUGAACAGGCAUUGGCUAAUCUUCUCCAUUGGUUUGAUUGGAAGCUUCCCAGUGGCUGUGAAUUGAGCGUUGAAGAAGAAGAUGGGCUCACUGUUCACAAGAAAACCCCCCUUGUUCUUAACCCAAUGCCAUGUUUCUAAUCAAAUUUAAAUAAAUAAUUCUCAUGUGGGUAACUUUAUUAUGCAGUUAUAUUUUGUGUAAACAAGUUUAUUGGUUGGUAAUACAUCCGUAUACAUACAACCCACCCGUGCGAACGUAGGUCCACUAGAAGAGCGUCCGGAAGUACAACAAUCCCUUGAAUAUCAUGCAAGUAUGAUGAUGAUGAUCAUUAUCAUAGUGCACAUCUCCGUACUCAUCGUCAUAAAAGGGGAAGUAAUUAUAUGCAUGAUGUCUCUAUUAUUUUCAUUUUGAAUCAUUCAUGUGACACAACCCCAUACAUCGUAACACAUCAUAAUGUCAUAUCAGAUCACAUCAUAACACAU
Cucurbita moschata (crookneck pumpkin) is the source of this 2535-nucleotide messenger RNA. RefSeq names its product cytochrome P450 71A1-like. Lineage: Eukaryota; Viridiplantae; Streptophyta; Magnoliopsida; Cucurbitales; Cucurbitaceae. The record is from RefSeq and is a predicted model, not a curated record. Bases 667 to 2193 code for a protein of 508 amino acids. The transcript has 3 exons. Gene Ontology annotation, molecular function: monooxygenase activity; oxidoreductase activity, acting on paired donors, with incorporation or reduction of molecular oxygen; iron ion binding.